Molecule: messenger RNA, 622 nt
Organism: Ostrinia nubilalis (European corn borer)
Lineage: Eukaryota; Metazoa; Arthropoda; Insecta; Lepidoptera; Crambidae
Gene: ND-13A
Product: NADH dehydrogenase [ubiquinone] iron-sulfur protein 6, mitochondrial
Exons: 3
Coding region: 99-464 (121 amino acids)
Biological process (GO): mitochondrial electron transport, NADH to ubiquinone
Source: RefSeq, a predicted model, not a curated record
CUGUGGCCAUCAUCCCACAUCAUCCAUCAAACCUCGAAAAGUCAGUGUAAUUUUAUGUAAUCUUCAGAAUUAGUUUCAAAGGAUAACAGCUAUAUAAAAUGAAUUCUUCAGUCAGAUUAUUGCAAUCUAAAACGCUACUUCAAUCUUAUAAAUAUGUGACACCGUGUUUAAGUCGCAACGUUUCAAACAAAGUAGAAGAUAUCUGCACCCACACAGGCCAAAAAUGGGAUUCAAAUGAUUAUAGAAUGGUUAGAUUCAUGAACGCUCCUAAACAAGUUAAUCAGAAUUGGGCAAUUAACUUAAUAGCCGAAGUUCCUCCAAAAGAAGUGACAGGUAGAAUUGUUUGGUGUGAUGGUGGCAGUGGACCAGAAGGACAUCCAAGAGUAUACAUCAACUUGGAUAAACCUGGUGACCACUCCUGCGGAUAUUGUGGACUUCGUUUUGUUAAAAAAGAGUGUCAUUAGAACUACUCGAUCUCGAUAUCGAUGUUACUGUAGUGUAGAUAAAUAAAAAAGAAAUAUGUAAUUUAAAAAUAAUGUUUUCUGAAUGUAGUAAUGUGAUGGCAUUCAAUAUAUUAUGUUUUUAAUUGGUUACUAAUAAAAAUAGUAGUUUUGAAUUCUCA